Ceratotherium simum simum (southern white rhinoceros) is the source of this 2022-nucleotide messenger RNA. RefSeq names its product ATPase family AAA domain-containing protein 3A. Gene Ontology annotation, molecular function: ATP binding; ATP hydrolysis activity; zinc ion binding. Gene Ontology annotation, cellular component: mitochondrion. NCBI's taxonomy places the organism in Eukaryota, Metazoa, Chordata, Mammalia, Perissodactyla, Rhinocerotidae. The record is from RefSeq and is a predicted model, not a curated record. Gene Ontology annotation, biological process: mitochondrion organization.
GUGGCUCUGACCGCCGGCUCGCGGCGCGUGGAGGCUGCUCGGAGACGUGCGCGUCUGCUCGGCCUCGGGUCCAGGUGGCUGCGGCGGCCCUCGGCGCUCGCGGGCCAUGUCGUGGCUCUUCGGCAUCAAGGGCCCCAAGGGCGAAGGCGCGGGGCCGCCCCUGUCCCUGCCGCCCGCGCAGCCCGGGGCCGAGGGCGGCGGGGAUCGCGGCGCGGGGGACCGGCCAGCGCCCAAGGACAAAUGGAGCAAUUUUGACCCGACGGGCCUUGAGCGCGCGGCAAAGGCGGCGCGCGAGCUGGAGCACUCGCGACACGCCAAGGAGGCGCUGAGUCUCGCGCAGAUGCAGGAGCAGACUCUGCAGCUGGAGCAGCAGUCCAAGCUCAAAGAAUACGAGGCCGCUGUGGAGCAGCUGAAGAGCGAGCAGAUCCGCGUGCAGGCUGAGGAACGGAGGAAGACUCUGAGCGAGGAGACACGGCAGCACCAGGCUAGGGCCCAGUACCAGGACAAGCUGGCCAGGCAGCGCUACGAGGACCAGCUGAGGCAGCAGCAACUUCUCAAUGAGGAGAACUUACGGAAGCAGGAGGAGUCUGUGCAGAAGCAGGAGGCCAUGCGGCGAGCCACCGUGGAGCGGGAGAUGGAGCUGCGGCACAAGAACGAGAUGCUGCGGGUAGAGGCUGAGGCACGUGCCCGGGCCAAGGCCGAGCGUGAGAACGCGGACAUCAUCCGCGAGCAGAUCCGCCUGAAGGCUGCCGAGCACCGCCAGACCAUCCUGGAGUCCAUCAGGACAGCUGGCACCCUGUUUGGCGAAGGAUUCCGUGCCUUUGUUACAGACUGGGACAAAGUGACAGCCACGGUGGCUGGACUGACACUGCUGGCCGUCGGGGUCUAUUCCGCCAAGAACGCCACGUCCGUCGCAGGGCGGUACAUCGAGGCCCGGCUGGGGAAACCGUCCCUGGUGAGGGAGACCUCUCGCAUCACGGUGCUGGAGGCGCUGCGGCACCCGCUGCAGGUCAGCAGGCGGCUCCUCAGUAAGCCUCAGGACGCAUUGGAGGGCGUCGUCCUCAGCCCCAGCCUGGAGGCACGUGUGCGGGACAUUGCCAUUGCGACGAGGAACACCAAGAAGAACAGGAGCCUGUACAGGAACAUUCUGAUGUACGGGCCUCCUGGGACCGGCAAGACGCUGUUUGCCAAGAAACUCGCACUGCACUCGGGCAUGGACUACGCCAUCAUGACGGGUGGGGAUGUGGCCCCCAUGGGGCGAGACGGUGUGACUGCUGUGCACAAGGUCUUCGACUGGGCCAGCACCAGCCGGCGAGGCCUGCUGCUCUUCGUGGAUGAAGCGGACGCCUUCCUCAGGAAGCGAGCGACUGAGAAGAUAAGCGAGGACCUCAGGGCCACCCUGAACGCGUUCCUGCACCGGACAGGCCAGCACAGCAGCAAGUUCAUGCUGGUCCUGGCCAGCAACCAGCCCGAGCAGUUUGACUGGGCCAUCAAUGACCGCAUCGACGAGAUGGUCAGCUUCGACCUGCCACGGCUGGAGGAGCGGGAGCGCCUGGUGAGAAUGUAUUUUGACAAGUAUGUUCUUAAACCAGCCACAGAAGGAAAGCAGCGCUUGAAGCUGGCGCAGUUUGAUUAUGGGAAGAAGUGCUCAGAGAUCGCACAACUGACGGAGGGCAUGUCGGGCCGGGAGAUCUCCCAGCUUGCUGUGGCGUGGCAGGCCAUGGCAUAUGCCUCGGAGGACGGGGUCCUCACUGAGGCCAUGAUGGAUGCCCGGGUCCAGGACGCCAUCCAGCAGCACCAGCAGAAGAUGCAGUGGUUGAAGGCCGAAAGAGCUGGGCUCGAGGGCAGCCAGCCUCCGCUCCGGAGUGCACGGGCUGAGUGAGCUGGGCCUGGACGCCUGGGGCACACGCCCCACGGUGUCGCCAAGAGGAAGCACCAGCACCGAGGCGCCCAUGUCUCCUGGCAGCCAUUGGGGGCACUGCGUGGCCACCCACCUCCCCCGCAUUUUUAAUAUUCCCGCAG